AUAAAACACAACAAUGACAAACGUCACACAUAAAAAUUGAACCUUAGUACAUAAAAUACAGCAAAAUUUUCCGUUUCAAGAAGAAACGCCUGAGACAUAUACUUCGUAACGUUUUCAGUUUGAUCAACUGCUUAACAAUUACGAUGACUUCAAAGAAACCAAUUAGACAGAGUCGUGAAUCUAGUGAGAAGAAUCCUCAGCGUCUGUCCGAUGUAGCUUUAGCCGCUAUAUCAUCGUUCAAGAAACAGAAAGAAGUAAGUGAUUUCAUGAAUUUCUUGCUCGGAGCUCUUGAGCGAAAUUCCGAUUGGCUUAAUACCGUCAUUGCCAAACAGAACAAUUUCAAAUGUGCCUUUAUGACAGGAGCAGGCCCAAAUCGUUUUCAGCUUCAACAAAUUAUUUAUCCUUCUAAAGAAGAUGACAUAAAACUAGAAGUUGAAGUAAAGGACUCUGAAGAUUACGACAAGAUAGCUGUAGCGGCGCUUCUUAAAUUAUCCAAUAUGGACAUGGAUUACUUGCUCAAUUAUAUUAAAACGAAACUUUUUGAUAAUCCACUGUUAACAAAGGAUUUAUUAAAGGGGAAAUCACUAGGUAUUAGCUUUGCAGUCUUAAGGCCUUUAUCCGAGAAACAAUACCGAGUAAUGGAAAGAAUAGUUAUAGGUAGCUCCAUGCAAUGCGCAGUGCCAAUAAAGAAGAGACGAAGGGAGGAAAAAUUGUUCAUUGGGCCUCCCAUAAAGAAGACCAAACGGGUGGUUUAAUUUUGUCGCAUAGUUGCACCGUCAUGGAAUACCAAAAUGAAAUGGACAGUCGUUAUGGUGCACCACGGUGUUAUGUAGCAUAUAAUGACGGCAAUUUGGAGCGACUGUGAAAUGCGAGGCUCACAGUAAAUUAUACUCAUUUUGCAAUGAUCGUUUCCGAUUACCUGUGAUGGAUGAGGUGCAUUUGUGGUGGAAUUUUUCAUUUCUAUAAAAACUUUAAUAAAAUAUUGUGUGAUGUUUUUACAAAUAACACCCAUUAAUGAAAUUCUUAAUCAUCUACAUUUGCAUAUUGUAUAUUUUAUUAUCUAUGGCCUAUGUAUGUAGUAGCUUAUAGCUAGUAGUUUUUAAACGUCUGGAAUAACAAAUAUGCUAUAACAUCAAGCAACAACCCACCUAAUGAAAGAUGUUUACUGUCGCUAAUAGGCAUAAUUAUAGUAUUAGGAUGAAUAUCACAAAAACAUUGUGAUACUAUACAUAGGGUUAAUAUCCCUCAUGGUGUCAGUCCUGAGAAUAAAAGCUUUAUGACUAUAACCUGCAAUACUAGUUUACCGCUCGACAGAACUACAA
Molecule: messenger RNA, 1322 nt
Organism: Achroia grisella
Lineage: Eukaryota; Metazoa; Arthropoda; Insecta; Lepidoptera; Pyralidae
Exons: 1
Coding region: 144-755 (203 amino acids)
Source: RefSeq, a predicted model, not a curated record